Messenger RNA from Pseudophryne corroboree (corroboree frog), 642 nucleotides. Its product is annotated as histone H2A type 1-like. Bases 197 to 589 code for a protein of 130 amino acids. The record is from RefSeq and is a predicted model, not a curated record. Gene Ontology annotation, cellular component: chromatin; nucleosome. Gene Ontology annotation, biological process: heterochromatin formation. The transcript has a single exon. NCBI's taxonomy places the organism in Eukaryota, Metazoa, Chordata, Amphibia, Anura, Myobatrachidae. Gene Ontology annotation, molecular function: structural constituent of chromatin; protein heterodimerization activity; DNA binding.
ACCCCACUCUUCUUUUUGCGGAUUGGUCUGUGGAUGAAGUUGAGCUGCAUUGUUUAGCUUGUAAGCAGACCAAUCACAGAGCAAGCAGCAUGUCGCUUCUGAGUAUAUAUGUAAGAGGAGGGCGGUGUUUUAGAGACAUUUCUCUCAGUGUUUCUGUUGAAAGAGAGACUCUUUUAUCUCAUUGAACCUCGCAAGCAUGUCUGGAAGAGGGAAACAAGGCGGCAAGACCCGUGCUAAGGCAAAGACUCGCUCGUCCCGGGCCGGUCUCCAGUUCCCAGUCGGUCGAGUUCACCGUCUGCUGAGGAAGGGAAACUAUGCGGAGCGUGUGGGAGCCGGUGCCCCGGUGUAUCUGGCCGCAGUACUGGAGUACCUGACGGCUGAGAUUCUUGAGCUUGCCGGAAACGCCGCCCGCGACAACAAGAAGACCCGCAUCAUCCCCCGCCACCUGCAGCUGGCUGUGCGUAACGACGAAGAGCUCAAUAAACUGCUCGGUGGGGUGACCAUCGCCCAGGGAGGCGUUCUGCCCAACAUCCAGGCCGUGCUGCUGCCCAAGAAGACCGAGAGCCACAAACCAGCUAAGAGCAAGUGAUUUCACUGCUAGAUACUUGUCCCCGCAACACAAAGGCUCUUUUCAGAGCCACC